Trichosporon asahii var. asahii CBS 2479 is the source of this 831-nucleotide messenger RNA. RefSeq lists its product as uncharacterized. NCBI's taxonomy places the organism in Eukaryota, Fungi, Basidiomycota, Tremellomycetes, Trichosporonales, Trichosporonaceae. The record is from RefSeq and is a predicted model, not a curated record. Bases 1 to 831 code for a protein of 276 amino acids. The transcript has 3 exons.
AUGGCUACUGGUGUGCUCUGCUUCGCAGCCCCAGCAGUCGUCGGUGCUUCGCCUAGCCCGAUGUGGCUGUCGUAUCUGCUCGGCGUGAUCUGCUUCGUAGGAGUUCUGGUGCAGCCCAUUGGGUUCUUCGGAGUGUUCAGGGAGAAGACCACGACGUUCAAGUGGUACAUCACGCUGAACGCUGUUGCGACGUACGUUGCUCUCGCUGUGGCGGCCGUGAUUGUGAUCAUCUCUGGUGUGAAGCACAACACGGCUGUGGCAAACUGCAAGAGCACGUACUAUGCGCCUCCGGACGAGAUCAGGACGAUGAGCGGACCGCUCGAGAUCCUCAGCGACCAGAGCGACCCGAUCUGCAUGGGCUUCUGCUGGGCGGACCUGGGCAUGAUGGCGGGCCUGUGGGCGAUCUGCUUCGUGAUGCAGUCGUACUACGUCUGGGCGUCGAGCAAGUACUCGCGCUCCCAGGUCUCGGACCACAAGCUGUACCACUCCGUGUACAGCGAGAACCCCGAGGCGUUCACCAUGUCCAUCCUCCAGUCGCGCAGGUACAACCCCGACUCGGUCUACUUCCAGAACCCCUCCACUCCCGGCGGGCUGCACCCCAACGACGCCUGGGACCACCGCCCCUCCUACGACGCCACGCCGGCCGGCACCCCACCCCACCCCAACCAGCAAGGAGGUCAGUACCAUGACCAGCCUUACGAGGGGUACUCUGACCAACACCCCAAUCAGUUUAACGACCGCUACACAGACGACAUCACCCCCGGACCGCCGCAGCAGUAUGCGUUCACGCAGCCGCACGCGGGCUACGUUGAUCACUCGAAUCGCGUUUAG